This is a messenger RNA of Fusarium mangiferae, 2520 nucleotides long. RefSeq lists its product as uncharacterized. Gene Ontology annotation, biological process: vacuole inheritance; positive regulation of phosphatidylinositol biosynthetic process; protein localization to vacuolar membrane. Bases 1 to 2520 code for a protein of 839 amino acids. Lineage: Eukaryota; Fungi; Ascomycota; Sordariomycetes; Hypocreales; Nectriaceae. Gene Ontology annotation, cellular component: fungal-type vacuole membrane; PAS complex. The transcript has 2 exons. The record is from RefSeq and is a predicted model, not a curated record.
AUGGACAAGUCAUCUGCCGUCUUAGACGGCACAUCUGGCGUCGGUCGUGCGUCUCGUAACGUGACCGACCCAUCUGCAACAUCAUCAAGCGCAACAACAGGAAGUCAGAACUCAAAACAAUCCUCUGCCAACAAUUCUGUAGGCCCUUCGCCCUUGGCCUCAAGAGAUUCUUCGCCCACGCGACGUCCUCGAAGGACUGCUUCAGCAAACCGCUUGCCUGGUAAUCGAUCUCGAAAAAACAGUCAAACCGAUAAUAGUCCUUCACGCACGACACGACCAAGUUUGUCCUCCGCUGCCCCAUCACGCUCAUUGUCUUCGACCAACACUCCAACACUUGCACCUUCCCAAGAACAACAACAACAACAGAUCCAAGCACCGACCCCACAAAAGCCAGGCUUCAACGCAGAACUUAAAGACAGCCCGCGAUGGCCCGUAUCGCCCCGCCUGCGAUCGCCUCCCCCCCAAUUUAGCAACAGACCAGCAAUUCCUGCACGUCGCAGCGAGCAGGAUCUUCCUUCCAUUAGUGUUCAGCGACCUACGCCGUCGCCGCAGCCUAUGGAGCAACAAACAAUAUCAGAGAGUGAGAUGGAGGAGUCACAGUAUCCAUCUGGUAUGCGAACUCCAGCUCGCGUAGCGUUGGAAACGGUUCAAGAAGUCAGUUUACCAAACUCCCCCAACCCUCCCAACGGGUCGGCCUUAGUGGAAAGGGUGAAGGAAAAGCUAUCUAGCACCGACAACUAUUCCGAUACCGCACUUCCCGAUGGACGGGCUCUACGAGCAAAGAACAGCUUGGUUGGUCAAGAGAGUGGUAGCGACACCAGCAACAACAAGGCGGAGACAAGAAGACCGACAUCCGUUCCUCCACCAAUAAUUACUCGGCAGUCUAGCGCCAUGUCGAAUAAGCAAAUGAAGUCGAAGCAGGAUGGAUCCAUACAGACCAUGACAGUAGAGACCGAGACUGUUCCAAGCGUGCCACAGGUUGCGCUCACAACCGCCCAGAAAAGUGAAGGCACAAAUGGAACUCUAAAGACCAAACAGAGCACGGAGACAAUAAAACCGAAAAAGGAUAAGAAGAAGGUUACACGCAAACAACCUCCAGUAAAUGCAGGGAAUGCAUCUUCCAAAGCUGAUGUUUUUGAGGCAACAAUUGCCAGCGCCGUUGACGAAGCAAACACCUCGGAUUCUGAAGAGACUUUUGUUUACGACUCUAACCCUCCAGAUGGCAAUGAUCGGGCUGGACGGCGAUUUCAUUCAAGGACUCCCAGUGCUACAUCUAUGGCUAGCCAGGCUGAUCGCCAGAAUCUGCGAUCCAUUUAUGGUAUUAUGGAGAGUGGAGGACCUGCUCAUGGGCCCAAAAAGACGAUGAAAUUCGUCAACACUUUUACCAGCAACGGAAACGAGAGCCUAGCAGUCGAAACCGAGGAUGGCAAAGGCUCUAACCGCAGUGGUGGCAGUGGGUCAACACGAGGUACGACGAGACACCAUCACCACAUUGGUCGCUGGGGUAGACAGCCUGGUAACGGCCAUGCCUCGCUAUUUGAUAAUGAGUCCCCGUUUCCGAAUGCUGCGAGGUCAAAGCUCGUUGGACCUAAUUCUCGCAAUUCCUCUGGUCCACCGAGCCCUCGCAACGCUCACUCCAACGCUCCACGCCAUUUUGGACAUAAACGUUCUGCGAUGCAGAUGUCGUCCAGUUACGAUAUGGAUGACACGACAGGAGCAGAUGAUGAGCGUACACCUCUUCUCGGCUCGGUCCGCUCAGGUCGUUCAGGUCGAAACCGGCGCGGGCCGCACAACCUACGACAGGCCGAGUCACAAACUUUUGCAAGACGGUCGUCGUACUUAAACCGGUUUGCGGCAUGCUUAGUACUUACCAUGAUGUUCAUGCUUGUCAUUACCGGCGCUAUCGGCUUCAUGUUUGCCACUUCGCAGCCUAUGACUGGGAUCGAAAUCACUGCUAUCCACAACGUGGUGACCAGCGACCAAGUGUUGAUGUUCGAUUUGACCGUCAAAGCACAUAAUCCUAACAUCGUCGUCGUCACAAUAGACCACGCGAACCUAGAGGUUUUCGCGAAAUCUGAAUAUACAGGAACAGAUUCGGACUGGUGGGCUCGACCUUUCCCUCACGGCCCAGAUGAUAUACGCGUGUCAGAUGACCCCGAAAACGACCCUCCGCUGGAUGAUCCCGACCCAGAUGACGACCUUCGACCCAACGUUCUUCUGGGACGGAUCACAGAAUUCGAUAGUCCUCUCACCUUCGAGGGCUCUCUGUUCCAUCAAGGCACUUCUUCUUCAACUGGAGAGAUGCAACUCGAAUACCCUCUGAACAAUACAGUGGGGGGCUCACGACGUUGGGAGCGAAUUUACCAGAACGAAUUUGACCUAAUCGUUAAGGGCGUGGUUAAAUACACUCUUCCGAUGAGCGCCCGUAUCCGCAGCGCAACUGUAUCAGGGAGGAAGGCCGUCAGUCCAAAUUCUUCAAAUGAUCCUUCGAACAGUACCAAGGUUGAACCUUCAAACUAG